AUGAUGGAUUCAGUUGCUAAUUAUGGCAAGAGAUUGAAACUCCCUACUUAUCAUGAAACAAGGGUGACUUUCUUGAAAAAAGAGGUAGAAAAUAUGCACUUCACAUUGGAUAGGUAUAAAAAUGAGUGGAAAAAAACAGGUUGCACUUUAAUGUCAGAUGGAUGGACGGAUAAUAGAGAGAGGUCUAUCACAAACUUCCUUGUCAAUAGUCAAAAGGGAACAACUUUUCUUAAAUCUAUUGACACCUCCGAUAUUUCCAAGAACGUUGAAAAUUUAUUUCAAUUGCUUGAUUCUUUGGUGCAAGAAAUUGGAGAGAAGAAUGUGGUACAAGUAGUGACAGAUAGUGCUUUGGCUUAUGUUUCAGCUGGUGAAAAAUUAAUGGAAAAAAAACGUAAGAUCUUUUGGAAUCCUUGUGUUGCCCACUGUAUUGAUUUGAUGCUUCAUGACAUAGGUGACUUGCCUGUGCAUGCAAAUACUAUAAAAAAAGCAAAGAAGAUCACUUUUUUUAUUUACCGUCAUAUUUGGGUGCUUGAUUUGAUGAGAAAAUAUACAAAAGGGAGGGAAUUGGCAAGACAAGGUGUCACAAGAUUUGCCACUGCCUACUUCACUUUGAAGAGUAUAUAUCAACAAAAGAUUGGAUUAAGGUCUAUGUUUGCAUCUGAGGAAUGGGCUAAGAGUCCCUAUGCAAAGAAAAGUGAUGACAUUAAUGUCCAAUUAAUUGCCUUGAGUGAUCCAAAGUUUUGGCCUGCUAUUAAAUUUUGCUUGAAAUGUGUGAUCCCUUUAGUAAAAGUUUUAAGGCUUGUAGAUGGUGAUGCAAAACCAGCAAUGGGCUACAUAUAUGAAGCUAUGGAUAGAGCAAAAGAGCAAAUCCGGAAAAAAUUGAAUGAUGUGCAAAGGAGAUAUAGACCUAUAUUGAGAAUUAUUGAAACUAGAUGGGAGCUUCAGCUUCAUAGGCCUUUACAUGCAGCAGCUUAUUUUCUCAAUCCUAAGUUUCAUUAUGAUCCCAACUUUGUUGCAAAUGAAGAAGUGAGAGUUGGACUUUAUGAAGUGAUUGAAAGGAUGUGUCCUACAACUUUGGAGAGGUGUAGGAUUGAUCUACAAUUGGAGAAAUUUGAUAAAGCUGAGGGUUUGUUUGGAAAAGAAAUGGCUAUACUUACAAGAACAAAGAAGCAGCCAGCAUUGUGGUGGGAAAGUUAUGGAGUACAUUGCAAAGAGUUUCAAAACUUAGCUAUAUGUGUCUUAAGCCUAACUUGUAGUGCAACGGGAUGUGAAAGAAAUUGGAGUACUUUUGAUCAUGUACACACUAAAAAAAGAAAUUGUCUUGAGCAACAAAGAGUGAAUGCUUUGGUGUUUGUAAACUAUAAUAUUAAUUUGGAGUUGAGACAAAUAAAGAGAGAAAAGAAUGGUGACUCAUAUGAUCCAAUUUGUCUAUCGGAUAUGGAAUCUGAUGAUGAAUGGAUUACCGAAAAGGAAGAACCUUGCUUGCCAGAAGAUACUUCAUGGAUGGACAUUCAUGAAUGCUUUGAAGUUAAUGAGGAAGGAUGUAGUAGAAAAAGAAAGAGAGGUCCAAGAAAUUUGAAUGCCAAAAAAAAAAGUAAAGAAAAAGUUAUUGAAGUUGAAGAAUCAGAAGAGAUAGUGGAUGUUGGAGAUGAUGAAGAAGAUGUACAAAAAGAUGCCAAUGAGGAAAUGAUUUUGCAAGAUGAUGAAGAUGAUAACUUCAUUGACUUGGACUAUGGAGAUGAUUUUGAUUAG
This is a messenger RNA of Quercus lobata, 1752 nucleotides long. RefSeq lists its product as uncharacterized. Bases 1 to 1752 code for a protein of 583 amino acids. The record is from RefSeq and is a predicted model, not a curated record. Gene Ontology annotation, molecular function: protein dimerization activity. NCBI's taxonomy places the organism in Eukaryota, Viridiplantae, Streptophyta, Magnoliopsida, Fagales, Fagaceae. The transcript has 4 exons.